Molecule: messenger RNA, 1851 nt
Organism: Symbiodinium sp. CCMP2592
Lineage: Eukaryota; Dinophyceae; Suessiales; Symbiodiniaceae
Source: the annotation of a GenBank genome assembly
AUGGCAAGACUAGGCGCGCCUCUCUUUAUUGUUCUUGCUCUUGCUCGAGAUCUAAGGACCGAGGCCUCCGCAACCACCGAAGCUGCAACUCCUAAGAUCCAUAGCUUGCCUGCGGCCGCCCUGCCUCGAGGCCCAUCACAGAAAACGGUUGAGGGGCCAGCGCGUGUCCAAGCAGUCCAAUCCCCGGACGACGCUACAAGUGUCGGCACUCCCAAAGUCGCGAUCGAGGACAGCAUUCGAACAGGCGCUGAAGCCCUGAAGAGUUCAGAGGCUGAUUUCCGGGUGGCCAUGCGAUCAGGUCAGAGCUUGGAAGCCUUGCGCUUGCCCAAGCUGCCUUGGUCUGCAAAGCUGCCAAGAUCUCUUUUAGGCCAAGGCCGUCAACAACAGGCCGACGGCAAUGGAGUUGACGAGGAAGACGAUCCCCCUGUCCGUGCAGAUGGCAAAGUUCGACUUCGUGUGUUUGACGGUGCGAGUGAAAGUCACACUCUAGCUCUGGAGCUGCCUUGUACCAUUUUGGGCUCAUCCCUAAAGUUUGCCCAUGUGGCCGAUGGCACCCACGCCUCGGUCAAAACAGAGCAUGCUGCGGUGAUAUUCGUGCCUCCCGAGUCCUACCUCUUGCAACCGCUCAAUGGCGAGGUUUCCUUGACCUGUGCUUCUCAGCAUGCAGCUGUGAGCAGCAAGUUGCUCCAGGAAAGAAGAUCAGGACCUCAAUGUCGUGCGGGUGCAAAGCUCCUAUCUGUUGGUAGCGCUCCAGAAGAGUUCACCAGACAGCAUUGCUGUUUCCAACUGGGCAAGUCGGAAGUGAUCUUCUUCGUAGACUUGUUGCCGUCGGCGGCCAGCGUCCGUGCACUGGGAACUUCUCGGCACCUUUUGCAGGCUUUCGUUCAUGGAACGGCGUCUGACACCAAGCAGAAGCGGGCCAAGGAACAGAAGUCCGCCGACACCGCACGAGCCUCAGGCCCUCGUGCAGCCAAGUUGGUGCCAGCGAGUGUAGCAAACGAACGGGCCACCGAAGCGAAGCCUUGGCCAGUGGAUGCGCCUCCACCUCCGCUUCCGCCACUGAAGUUUGCGAGGGCUGAAGGUGCACGGCGGUCUCCCAGCAUGUGGCGCCAUGACCGAGUGCAGCGCUCGAUCAGCAUGGGCCUUGGGCUUUGCCGCGCUUUGCAGAGCUCGUGCUCGUCGCACUCGCCGACACUCUCCUCGGCCGAGACAGCGAGAGCCAAGCUCGGAGAGCUUGCCAAGAAGGUCCACGCAGAAGAAGGGGAGAUCAAGAGAGACGCGGAGAUCGCGGCAGACCCCUUCCUCGCCAUCGGCUGGACCAAGCAAGCCAAAUGCCACAAUCCAGCCAACGACUGGAAGAAAGCCGAAGAAGAAAAGAAACCCGCCACGGGCCAAACAGCCCCAGUCUCCUGCCUCCACGGAGGAAAUGUCGUCCUCUCCGGAAGUACAGAAGGACAAGAAGCGGCGCGUGGAAAGCGACCACGACAAGCAAAGGCAGGUGCCAGCUCGAGCGGCCAGCAGGCAAGCGACGAUGGUCAAUGCGAGGAGGGGGAGGACGUGGGUUCUGCUCAGAGCCAGCAGCGCGAAACCGGUGCGACCGAGGAGGCGUCGGAGGAGCCCUGGUGUGAGGAGGUGGCAGAAGAAGUCGAAGAAGAGGCCGAAGAAGCUGAAGCUGGCAGCUCCCAACAUGUCGAGCAGGAGGCCGGAGAGGAGGGCGAGGAGGAAUGCCAAGAAGUUGAUGAGGACGACAUAGAGAUGGUGCUGUCUCUUUCCAUGCAGAAGAAAGUCGAGCAGGCCGCUUGUGUUCCACAGCCAUGCUCCUCUCACGUCCCCGGAGGGCUCCGGAUUUAA